This is a messenger RNA of Angiostrongylus costaricensis, 219 nucleotides long. Lineage: Eukaryota; Metazoa; Nematoda; Chromadorea; Rhabditida; Metastrongylidae. The record is from the annotation of a GenBank genome assembly.
AUGGUCCGUGUCGGCGGCGACGGGCGAGUGCGACGCCGAGCGCGACGCCAGGCGCGUCGGCCCACAACUGACGACACGCCAAGUGACGACGAAACCCGGGCGCGCUCGCGCCAGUUCGAUCGAUUGUCGUCGGAUGAAAUGCUGGUGGCGUUGAGGAGGCGAUCCGUACCGGAAUCCGUAUCCAUCUUCAAUGGUGUAGGACUGUCGACGGCAGUGUGA